Lithohypha guttulata is the source of this 1548-nucleotide messenger RNA. RefSeq lists its product as uncharacterized. Lineage: Eukaryota; Fungi; Ascomycota; Eurotiomycetes; Chaetothyriales; Trichomeriaceae. The coding region runs from base 1 to 1548 and encodes 515 amino acids. Gene Ontology annotation, molecular function: FAD binding; Delta24(24-1) sterol reductase activity. Gene Ontology annotation, cellular component: cytoplasm; membrane. The record is from RefSeq and is a predicted model, not a curated record. The transcript has 2 exons. Gene Ontology annotation, biological process: steroid metabolic process.
AUGGAUGCAACUAAACUACAGCAAGAGCACAACUUAGCAGUCCAGCGCGUUCAGCUUCAAGUCGAAAAGUUCCACAAGGAAAAGAAGCACUUCCGUGUAUACCAUGGCUCCACCUCCUCCACCAGACCUAUGCAAUUCACAAAGGACGCGAUCGUGGAUACGAGUGACAUGCACCGGCUCUUCCCAGUCGACAAGGAGACUAUGACUGUGAAGGCUGAACCAAAUGUGCCCAUGGACGCUCUUGCAGCUCACUGCAUAUCAGCGGGAUAUGUGCCCAAAAUCGUGAUGGAGUUCAAGGGCAUCACAUGUGGAGGUGGCUUUGCAGGAAUGUCUGGCGAAUCUUCCAUGUAUAAAUAUGGGUUGUUUCAAAAUUCCGUCUGCGAGAUCGAGAUUGUCCUUGGAGACGGCACUGUCGAGUAUGCUAGCCGUGAAAGAAAUGCAGACCUUCUCCAAGAAGCCGGAGGUUCUCUGGGAAGUUUCGGCAUUAUCACAUUAGUGACGAUAGAGUUGCUCCCAGCGACGUCGCAUGUUCAAGUUCAGAUUCAGCCGGUCCGCGAGCCGCUGGAGGUACCAUCUAUCUUCGAGGAUGCAGUAAAUGACCCCACAAUAGACUACAUUGACGGCAUCUACUUCAAUCGCACAUCCGCAGUCGUUAUGUUUGGAACUAUGAUCGACUACUCACAGCGCCAUGCUGAGGCGCCACUUUUGACAACAAAGCAAGUACAUUGGUUCGCCGAUACCAUCGAAGCACAUCUCAAGAAGCACAACAAUCAGAUUUCCAUGCGCACGAAUGCAGAGUCGAAGGGCUCCGAACCAGUGGCCAAUGCUCGAGGCACAACGAAGCCGAGCCAGAUCCCUCCAGUAGUUUUGACCCUAACAGAUUACCUAUUCCGUUACGAUCACGGAGCUUUCUGGGGAGGAAAACUAGCUUUCAAACAUUUUCAUGUGCCACAGAACAGGAUUACACGCGCCAUCGCUGAUCCUUUCUUGGACUCUCGAACGUGCUACAUGGCUUUGCACAAGAGUGGCCUCGCCGAUGAGUACGUGGUACAGGACUUUGGUAUUCCUGCCUCGACAGUGAAACAGUUUAUCACUUACGUCUCGGAAGAGCUGCCGGAUUGCCAAAUAUUCCUCUGUCCACUGAAGCCAGCACAGGAGAUUGGAAUUGAUGCACGUUUCAACACUGCUGUAAGUGCAGUGAGGGAUGUCCGUAUCAUAGGUGUGGGUGUUUACGGCCGCGGACCACGAGAUCGUGCUGCUUUCAUUGAGCUGAAUCGCAAGCUUGAGCUGAAAGCCUCGAUGCUCAUGGGCUCGAAACUAUUGUAUGCAAGAACAUAUUACACUGAGGAGGAGUUUUGGACUAUCUACAAUCGAAAAUAUUAUGAUGAGGUGCGGAGGAAAUGGAAAGCGGAAGGACUGCCGAGCGUCUACGACAAACUUCAUGCCGACAUGAACUAUACCAGAAAGAAGAGAAGUGUACGAGGUAUAUUGGAGACUAUGUGGGCAGUUAAGGUGUCCCACAAGGUCGAUUAUUUACUGAAGAAGUAG